Molecule: messenger RNA, 2588 nt
Organism: Solenopsis invicta (red fire ant)
Lineage: Eukaryota; Metazoa; Arthropoda; Insecta; Hymenoptera; Formicidae
Product: protein hunchback
Exons: 3
Coding region: 521-2332 (603 amino acids)
Biological process (GO): regulation of transcription by RNA polymerase II
Molecular function (GO): DNA-binding transcription factor activity; RNA polymerase II cis-regulatory region sequence-specific DNA binding
Source: RefSeq, a predicted model, not a curated record
GCGCGCCAAAUCAUCUAUUAUUCGGACGAUAGUCGUGAUUGGACAGAUGGACGAGAGAGGGAAAGUGACACUACCCCAUGAAGCGCCUACUUCAUUUUGGGACUUGAAAUGUGUUUCUUAGUUUGUAUCGAGCUCGCUUGUCGAUUCUUACAGAUAGUUAAUACUCAUAUUCAUAUUAAUGUAUAUUUACAUAAGGAUAAUGCGUGAUAACAUGUGUAGCUGAAUGCUCAGUGAUUCUUUCGUACAUCUUAUUUAAGUGUUCCGCACUCUUAAAUGCCCUCUCAUCAAAGAAAAUUAUUAAUUAAAAGCAGAAGACAACUGAAAUAUACAUCAGAAAAAACAAUUGGAAGCCAAGAACAGUUCCUUGCGAUUACUACAUCACAACUCAUUGCACUGACAAGUGAACGAUUAUUUUUCUCGACAAAAGUCGAAAUUUGUCACUCGUCUGCCGAAUGCAACCAAGUACAAUCUAUCCAUAAAAACUUGUAUUUAUCUGAGAAAUUUACGUGAGUCGAAUAUCAUGAACGAGUAUCAAGCGGAUCGAUCGUUGAGCACCAUGUCAAAUAUUAAUCUAUUAUCGAACGACAGUAUCAGUCCCAUGCGAGACAUUAUGCAGUGUCCAUUAUGUGUAUUCACUACAUCAAACAGAUCGGAAUUCACCGAACAUCUAAUUAGUCUUUGCACGCCAAAGUACAACAAUUCUGAAUUUAAAACUACUCUUGCGCGUUUAUCAGUUGUUAAAUCUUUCUUGAAUCAAAAGAGUAAUGAUUACUCUCCUCUUACACUAACGGCGGAGUACGUGAAACGCGAGACAGAGGAAACCGACGAAUCAUCUUCUCUUCACGUAUCCUACAUGAGCAAUCCGCAAAGCAACGUAAGCAAACGAGAUAAUAAAAAUUUACGAGAGGCUAAAAAUUGCAAACAGUGCAAUUUCGUAGCUAGCACAAAGAUGGAAUAUUGGGAGCAUUUGCGCUGCCACAUCAAAGGUUUUACAUGCUCCGAGUGCUCUUUCGUCACCAAGUACAAGCAUCAUAUGAAUCAUCAUUGGCUUAGCGUUCAUGACGGUUCCAAACCCUUUAAGUGCAAAAUAUGUUUGUACGCUUGCGUAAGCAAAUCGAUGCUAACCAGCCACUUAAAGAAACACUCGAACAUCUAUCCAUACAGAUGCGCGGACUGUGCGUACAGGAGCAAAUUCUGCAACGCGCUAAAGAAACACCUGCGAAAUAAGGAGCAUCGGCCAGCGAUGGUGCUGAAUGCUGAUGGCUCGCCGAAUCCACUCUCCAUCAUCGAUGUAUAUGGUACGAAACGCGGGCCCAAGCGAAAACCAGCAUCUAUUUUAAAACAACAGAAGGAAGUAAAGAACACUAUCAAAGCGAACGAUACAAACGACGGCGGCGAUCAUCAACUCGAUUCAACAACUCCUUCUCUAUUCUCCUCUUCGUUUUAUUCAUCGGUUCCCCAUUACUUAACUAUAACCGCGAUAAAUGGAACAAAGGAGGGGAUAAAUCAUUGGAUAAAUCAUAAUAACACAAAUAAGAAUCUGAACCAAUCUGUUGCGAAUUGCACAUUGCCCUACAGCGAUUUGGUCGCCGCGUUUAAUUUGUCGAAUCACAUUUUAUUUCGCGAAAACGCAACAUUUUGCGAAAAUAUACGGAAAACGGAUAGAAACGCACAGUCCGAUCCGUCAUUAUUAAUGGAGUAUACAAAUGUUGAGAACAAAAAGCCGGAAAUAUUUGUUCAAAAUCUGCCUGUAACUCAACUCAACUUUGACGCAACUAGUAACAUCGAGCUUUACACUUAUUCAGAUAGCAUGAAAGUUACUAGAGAACCCUCAACAUUUGUGACGGCAAAAACCAAAUCUACAGACGUACCGUUGGAUCUCCGCAUGACCGAGGUGAUCGGAGAAAAUCAGCUUCAGUUUCAGACGAUUUCAUUAACAGAUACGAACGCAAUAAAAACUGGCAUUACUGGCACCAGCAAGCGUAAAGGAAAAGCAAAAAAAUUAGAACGUCGCGCAAUAAUAGAAAACACGGACCAAAAGCCAAAGCAAAACAAAAGUGCGUCUUCCGAGUCUCCGACUCAGGAAAAUAAACCCACCGAUUUUCGCCAAGUAAAACAGAAGGUCAAGGACAUCAAAGACGAAGCCAUUGGUGAAUUAUGCGACACCGUGCUCACUUGUCACUACUGCGAGAUCGUAUUCGGCAAUGUAAUUAUGUACGCCGCGCAUAUGGGUUGUCACAGCUUUGAUGAUCCUUAUACAUGCAAUAUAUGCGGUGACCAAUGCACUAAUAAACUAUCCUUUUUUCUGCAUAUAGAUCGAUCAAAACAUUAAGUUAGUAGAAAGUAAAAAUGCCUAGUCGCAUGAUGCUUCAAUUGGAUAGAAAAAAUUAUUUGCGUCAUGAGUGACACACAUUCUUUCCGUUGAAGAAAAUAAACCAAAAGCAAAACAAACCUGGUGAAAAUUUUUCUCAUAAUUUUUGUACAAAUUGAAACAUUUUUCAGAAAUACUCACAAAGUCUACAGUUUUUCUUGGAAUUUUGCAUAGAUGUAAAUUUUGAAAUAUUCUGAGGUUUCACUUUUCAUAAUUU